CUGGUGCGCACGGGGAUCCUGCGCGAGACGAGCGGGGUCCCCGACCUGGUCCAGUGCAAGAUGGUGGGCCAACUGGUCUUCCAGGUGAUCAGCGUGGCCAACGGGGCCGUCUACGUUUUGCUGGCCCCGCUGGUUCUGUUCAGCCUCCUUAGGCUUUUCGUUUGGGACACCGCGUUUGUCUCCGUUUACGAAGUCCUUCCCGCCCUGGACCUGCUCAAAAGGCGUCAACUGGGGUGCCCCCUCAAUGAUCUCAACGUGCUGCUGCUCUUCCUGAGAGCAAACGCGUCGCACCUGAGGUCCUACGGCCAAGUGAGGGCCCUGUGCUCUCUGGCGCCGCCGCAGGUGGGCGGUGGAACUGCACCCGGAAAGGACCUGGGCGCCAUGCUGACCCAGGAGGAGGUGGAGGAGCGGGAGGAGGCGGCCAUGGAGCUGGCCGAGGAGGUCGAGGAGGCCAAGGAGGAAGGGAAGCUGGACCUGGUGGACAUCAUGACCAUUCUGGGAGCCGCGCAGGGGAGAGUGGUGAACUGCAGCGAGAAGAAGCCCCUGGUGGAGGAGAAUAUGAGCCUGGGUACCACAACACUCAUCUACACACUCAAACGCAUUCUGCUAGCGGCUGUCUUCACUUUCAUCAUUUGGGACGUGCAGAAAAUAAUUCAGUGA
Messenger RNA from Menidia menidia (Atlantic silverside), 660 nucleotides. Lineage: Eukaryota; Metazoa; Chordata; Actinopteri; Atheriniformes; Atherinopsidae. The record is from the annotation of a GenBank genome assembly.